Molecule: messenger RNA, 1900 nt
Organism: Olea europaea var. sylvestris
Lineage: Eukaryota; Viridiplantae; Streptophyta; Magnoliopsida; Lamiales; Oleaceae
Product: anthranilate phosphoribosyltransferase, chloroplastic-like
Exons: 10
Coding region: 365-1588 (407 amino acids)
Biological process (GO): L-tryptophan biosynthetic process
Cellular component (GO): cytosol
Molecular function (GO): anthranilate phosphoribosyltransferase activity
Source: RefSeq, a predicted model, not a curated record
GGUUAAACUUGAAUGCAAAUUUGAUUGUCGAUUUGGGAAUUUUUAUCUACAUGUCAAAUAUGUCAUAAUCAUUGUGCAACUGUGUUUUGCAAUCUUUUGUUGAUGUUGGCAUUUCACAAAUUCAAUCUUCAUUAGCAUCGCGUUGUCAGAACAAUGUCCGACUGGGCUGCAAAAAUUCUGAAACCCUAAUCAAUGCUAACUACCACUUCUGCAUUCCAAUUUACACAGCAUUUACAAUUAGCCCAAGUAGUAGCCCACUUCAGUAAUCAAUGCAGACAAUUCCCCACAUUUUAACUGGAUUAGCCGAAAAUACAUUAGCUAUUGAAUUUUAUCUAGUAUUUUUCGCUUCUGGGCACACUGCAAUAUGGCUGUUUUUCAUCAUCUUUACGUUUUGGCUCCUCUGAAUCCGUGUUUAUCAAUUGCUUGCCACCCCAUAUCACAACACAAGCUGAGAAAUUCAUUUUUUCACACUACAUUCAAUCUUAAGUGCCCAACUUUCGCGCCAUUUGCUUUGCCAAAUUCUAACCAUGCACCUGGAGCCGUAUCUUCUUUUGCUCAGUUUUUCGAGGGUUUGAUAAACGGUGUGGGUUUAUCGGAAGCUGAAGCCGAGGCGUCUCUUGAUUUCUUGUUGGAUGGUGCUGAUGAGGCAUUGAUUAGUGCAUUUCUGGUGCUUUUGAGAGCUAAAGGAGAAACGUAUGAAGAAGUUGUUGGAUUUGCAAGAGCAAUGUUUAAGUACUGUAGAAAAGUGGAAGGACUAAGUGAUGCCGUUGACAUUGUUGGGACUGGUGGUGAUGGUGCAAACACGGUGAACAUUUCUACUGGAGCUUCAAUUCUUGCUGCAGCUUGUGGUGCAAAAGUGGCUAAGCAAGGUAAUAGGUCGAGUUCAUCUGCCUGUGGUAGUGCUGACGUGCUUGAAGAAUUGGAGGUUGCUAUAAACUUGGACCCGGAGGGGGUAAAAAGGUGUGUGCGUGAAGCAGGGAUUGGCUUCAUGAUGUCUCCAAUUUAUCAUCCAGCAAUGCAGAUUGUUAGACCAGUCAGGAAAAAGCUUAAAGUAAAGACUGUAUUCAACAUCUUGGGCCCCAUGUUGAAUCCCGCACGAGUUCCUUUUGCUGUAGUUGGGGUGUACAAAGAAGAUCUAGUUCAUAAAAUGGCUAAAGCACUCCAAAGGUUUGGCAUGAAAAGAUCAUUAGUAGUUCACUCGGAGGGACUGGAUGAGAUGAGUCCCCUUGGGCCUGGACUAGUCCUUGAUGUCACCCCGGGCAAGAUAGAAAGUUUCUCGUUUGAUCCAUUGGACUUUGGGAUGCCACGAUGCACUCUGGAUGAUUUGCAAGGUGGAGGCCCCGAGUACAAUGCUGACGUACUAAAGCGUGUAUUAUCAGGAGAAAAAGGGUCGAUUGCUGAUGCCUUGGUGUUAAAUGCAGCAGCAGCCCUCUUAGUUAGUGGACAUGUAAACAAUCUGGGAGAAGGAGUGGAUCUAGCCCGUGAAACACAUCUAUCGGGCAAAGCUCUCAGGACCUUGAAUUUGUGGAAAGAUAUCUCAAAUAAGGUCAGAGAAGAAGCACUUAACGGUACUGCAAUCUCCACAUAAAUGUCAAGAGCAAACAACUUUUUAAUGGUUGAGUCGUGCAAAAUCAUCAUUCAGGGUGCACAACUGGACAAACAGCACACUUGAUUCACUAGGCGGAUGACAUAUUGUUCUCGAUCUCCUUUUUGCAUUUUGUGGUGCAUAAAGCAGAUGAUCCAGUGAAAAAAGUCUAUAUCAGACAAAGAGAGACUUCCUCAGAUUUUGUAAAAACUUGUGUGCUAUAUGUAAAUCGGUCUCAUUUUGUAGGAACUUAAUGUAUGUAAAUCACUCUGGAAAGUUCAAUUAAAGGCCUUCAGCUAUGUUAAUUUGUGUUUA